UGAAAAAAUUAAAAACAGAAUCAACUGAAGGCUGAAACGAAUAUUGUGAAAACAAUCAUCCACCAAGUGAAAAUGAAAUCCGAGCCGAACCGAACCCGAACGCACUAGAAUUUCAUUGCACGAUUUUCGAUUUUCCUUCAUUCUCUUAUCAACUGGUCGAACGUCAACUUUUGUCUGGGAUUUUGUGCUCAAUUUUUAAAGAAAAUCGUGCUAGAAAUGGAUUGAUACAGAGCAAAGGAGCGAAAAAGGACAACAGUUUUUUGUAAUUUCCUGGGACAGUGUGACCUAGAGAGUGCUAUUAAAAUAGUUGGUGUUUUUAUCGAACUACCUACGCCCUUUGUGUUGUGAUUCAUCCAUUCUGCUUCAGAGUUCCUUGAUUUGAUUAUUCAAGUAUCCCUGACCCCACAGAUCAACAACUUUUCAGAUUUCCAGUAAUGUGUAGAAGGGCAAGCGAAAGAUCUCAAUCAAUCUAAGCUUAUCAUUAUGAAAGGCUCGCUGGAUAAUGGUAAUGGCGAUAGUGGAGGAGGCGCUGCUGGGUUGUCACCAUGCGUCGGAACUCAACGAAACAAAAAACGAUUCCCGGGGCGCUGGUCGCUACGACAAUUGAUUUAUUCCUCACCGUUGUCUCGAAGGCGCAGUUCCGGUAGUGGCGGUGGUACUUCUAAUAAAGUUUAUCGGAAAGUGGAUCAUAGUAAUACAGGAAAAAAUUCACUAGACGGAAAAUCAGCCCAAACAUCGAAAGCUACAGAUACAAAUCCAGGAGAAUUACUAAGGGCUACUAGCAAAUCCUCCAUGUACGCCUCUAGUAUGAAGAUUGGCAAUGGAGGGUACUGCAUUAUGGAAUGUCCGUUAUGCUUCGGAGAAGCACUGUUUGAGGAUUUCUGCGAACUAGCCGCUUGUGGACACAGGGCUUGUGUAACAUGCUUCCGACAGUACCUGAGAGUGGAAAUUACUGAGUCUAGAGUAUGUAUUUCUUGUCCUGAGUGUCUGGAGCCGAUGCAUCCAAAUGAAAUUAAAAGUAUCCUGAAUAAUCCGGCACUGUUUGAGAAAUAUGAGGAUUUUAUGGUACGCAGGGUACUUGCUGUCGAUCCAGACACAAGAUGGUGCCCAGCUCCAGAUUGCAGUUUUGCCGUGAUAGCGUGGGGAUGCGCGAGCUGUCCCAAACUACGCUGCGAGCGUCCCGGAUGCCAUUUGUACUUUUGUUACCACUGCAAGGCCGAGUGGCACCCGAAUCAGACAUGCGAUGCAGCAAGGGCACAACGUUCUCCCAAUAUACGUUCAUCUUCUGUAGCUUACAGUCAGGACUCUCACAGGGAUGACAUAAAGCCAUGCCCUCGUUGUCAGGUGCUGAUUGUAAAAAUGGAUGACGGCUCGUGCAAUCACAUGUUAUGCGCUGUUUGUGGUGCUGAAUUUUGUUGGCUGUGCAUGAAGGAAAUUAAUGACCUUCAUUUCUUGAGUCCUUCUGGUUGUACAUUUUGGGGAAAGAAACCCUGGUCUAGGAAGAAGAAAAUUCUUUGGCAGCUCGGCACCCUUGUUGGUGCUCCUGUUGGUAUUGCUCUAGUCGCCGGUAUCACCGUUCCCGCAAUGGUUAUAGGCAUUCCAGUUUGGGUUGGCAAGAAGCUGUUUGCAAGAUAUAGGACUGCGAAUAGGCAUAAGAGAAAUGCAGCUAUUAUUGGUGGAGUAAUUGCAUCGGCAUUGAUCUCACCGCUAAUCGCCGGUUUAGCUGUGGGUAUUGGAGUACCGAUCCUACUGUUCUACGUUUAUGGAGUGGUGCCCGUGUCUCUAUGCAGAAACGGCGGUUGCGGCGGAAACGCAUCUGCAGACGAACCAAUGACUCCGGCGCCUGAUACAUCAUCAGUGGACGCCAUCAGUACUACAACGAAGGAGCCUGGUAAUCCCAGCAUCGGGGAAGCUAGUAUUAGCUUAGCGUCUGGAAGUCACAGGGAAGCUGACAGGGAGAGUGCUAGCACGGUGGCACUAGCUGGUAGCCUACAUCAAGGUGCUCAGCGCUUAGAAGUCCAGGCGGACAUGGCAUCGGCACAACGCGUUAGUCUGAGUAGCCUAACUGAGUCGGUGAAUGCUAGUAUUAUUUUGGAUGACGGAGGUGCUAGCAUACGAGCUUUAGCGGGCUCAUUAAUUAAUUACAAGCCUGCCAAUGGUAGCGACUCCUGCAGCUGUGUCACCACUGAAGAUUGCACAUCGGAGCGUGUCCGUUUCGACGACAACGUCAGCUUCAUAGCUGCCAACCUAGCUGAAAAAACCAGCAUCGGUAGUAGCGGUAGCUUUUUGGCCCGAUGCUCGAAAACAACCAAAACGCAAGACACACUCUCCAACGACAGCAUCUACAUUGAUAUCGACGACGGUAAAAGUUCACGCAAAUUUUCUUCACAGGCCGCUGCUCUGCGCUCGCAAUUUUUCUACCCUAUCAAUGAAUUGAAGCCGACGGCCAGCAAAAGUUUGGACGAUAAAACUAUAAUUGAAGUGUCAAAUGAGACUCUGGAUAAAACAGCUACAACUCCGGUGGUGAAGGAAACCAAAAGCAUCGUCAUUUGUCAGUUGAGGCCAUCGUCUUCCACAGUCAGUUUGGAUGAGAAGCUGAAACUGGAAGCCGACUCUGAAAAGAGUUUCUCAAAUGAGAGCCUCAAUAAUAUCUCGGUGCCGUUGAUUCCAGAAUCGCAUCAUAUUGUUAUACGUCCUGUUAAAGUGGCCUCAGCGGUUAAACAUGAAAGUACAACAGAGCUAUAGUUACCCUGUUUAUUUGAUGGAAGACUGAUGCACAUACAGGGUGUAACAAAAUCAUUUUGAAAAAUAAACUGUAAUUUCAAACUAAUUAAUGUUGUUCCAAAAUAUUUAGUGUUUUUCAACACCCUGUGUGCUGAAAAGAAAGUGUUUUCUGACCCAUAACUGUAACAGUACUUGAAACCCCAUUUCUGCUUAUUGCAGUAUUAUGAAUUUUUUAAACAGUAUUUUUUACACCCUGUAUGUAUAAUUGUUAUAAUAUAAAUAUUCGUAUUUAUUUUUAAGAAUUAAAAGUAUUGCUUAAACAUUAUGUUGGGUAUUUGUUAAUGGCCAAAGCUAAAAACAUUGAAAAUAUGCAUGGCCCCAAAAAGUGCUGUUUUAUUAAUGUCUAGGUUCUAUUUGAAUAUUUAUAUACGAUAUUUUUAUAAUAUUUUAAAUAUUACUUUUUUUUUAAGACUCGAUUUUGAAAUUUUAACAACUUUAGCGUUAAAAUCUACGUUUGAGAUCUUUAUAAAAUUUAAUUUUACUGUAAUCAACUACCUAUCUUAAAGAAUCCAAAUAAAUAUAAAUGGUAAAUGUAA
Ceutorhynchus assimilis (cabbage seed weevil) is the source of this 3320-nucleotide messenger RNA. The record is from the annotation of a GenBank genome assembly. Lineage: Eukaryota; Metazoa; Arthropoda; Insecta; Coleoptera; Curculionidae.